ACGGGCUCCAACUUCCUGUGUGAUCUCCGUUCAGCUGAGUUCAGCCUGGCUGCCUCUCCGCUCCGGGAGGCUCGUCGCCCUGCACGCCGGGGAGGAGGGAGGCUUCAGUGGGUGGUGUAUGGCUGGGAGAGACGCCUGGGAGCUCCGUGCACCAGCAGCAGCAGUAGCAGCGGCAGCAGCGGCCAUACAUGUGGAUUGUUUUGGGUCAAACCGUUCCUGCUCCCCCGCCUCCCUGCGCCUCCGGGAGGCCGCCUCGGCUCAGCAGCGUCGCCGCAGAUAGCGUGAGUGAAGCGGGGCUGCCGGCCCUGGUGCUCACCCCGGCCUUCAUCACCAUCACCCGCCUCUGCUAGGGAGCUACGAGGAGCCGCUAACAAGCUGCUACAUCAAGCCCCGCAGGAAGUCCGGAGAAAGGAGGGGAGGAGCGGCCGGGCGGCAGCAUCGCGCCGUGCAUGGUGCUGCGGUGUCGGAGGGAGUGGAUGAGCUGCCGGAGCUGACCCAGAGAUGGCUGUCCUCAAACUGGCCGACCAGCCUCCUCUCAUCCAGGCGAUCUUCAGUGGAGACCCUGAAGAGAUCCGUAUGCUCAUAUACAAGUCUGAAGACAUCAAUGCUCUGGAUGCAGAGAAGCGCACCCCGCUGCAUGCAGCCGCCUUCCUGGGCGACGCCGAGAUCACCGAGCUCCUCAUCCUCUCUGGGGCUCGAGUUAACGCCAAAGAUAAUAUGUGGCUCACCCCCCUCCAUCGCGCUGUCGCAUCUCGGAGCGAGGAGGCGGUGCGAGUUUUGAUCCGCCACUCGGCCGACGUGAAUGCGCGGGACAAGAACUGGCAGACGCCGCUGCACGUCGCUGCAGCUAACAACGCACUACGAUGUGCUGAGGUCAUCAUCCCGCUGCUGAGUAGCGUCAACGUGUCGGACCGUGGUGGACGCACCGCCCUGCAUCACGCCGCCCUCAAUGGCCACACCGAGAUGGUGAACCUCCUCCUCGCUAAAGGAGCCAACAUCAACGCCUUUGAUAAGAAAGAUGGCCGAGCGCUUCACUGGGCAGCUUUCAUGGGUCAUCUGGAUGUGGUUUGUCUCCUGGUGAGUCAGGGAGCAGAGAUCAGCUGUAAGGACAAACGGGGAUACACUCCCCUCCACACGGCGGCCUCCAGCGGGCAGAUCGCUGUGGUCAAACACCUGCUGAACCUGGCUGUGGAGAUCGAUGAGUCCAAUGCGUUUGGAAACACGGCGCUCCACGUGGCCUGUUUUAAUGGCCAGGACGCCGUCGUCAGCGAGCUCAUCGAUUAUGGCGCCAACGUCAGCCAGGCCAACAACAAGGGCUUCACCCCGCUGCACUUUGCCGCCGCCUCCACACACGGAGCGCUCUGUCUGGAGUUCCUGGUCAACAACGGGGCUGAUGUCAACGUACAGAGUCGGGACGGGAAGAGUCCUCUUCACAUGACGGCAGUUCACGGACGCUUCACUCGCUCUCAGACCCUCAUACAGAACGGCGGGGAGAUCGACAGUGUGGACAAAGACGGCAACACCCCUCUUCACAUUGCUGCCCGCUACGGUCAUGAACUCCUCAUCAACACGCUCAUCACCAGCGGAGCAGACUGCACGAGGCGAGGAGUCCACGACAUGUUCCCUCUCCACCUGGCUGCCUUGAACGCUCACUCUGACUGCUGCAGGAAGCUGCUGUCCUCAGGCUUCCAGAUCGACACUCCUGACAGUCUGGGGAGGACCUGCCUGCACGCUGCUGCUGCCGGAGGUAAUGUGGAGUGUGUGAAGCUGCUCCUCAGCAGUGGUGGAGACCACAACAGAAGGGAUAAGUGCGGCAGAACUCCGCUCCACUACGCCGCAGCCAGCCGUCAUUAUCAGUGUCUGGAGACUCUGGUUGCUUGCGGCACCGCCAUCAACGCCACCGACCAGUGGGGGCGCUCUGCCCUGCACUAUGCGGCUGCCUCGGACCUGGACAGGAGGCGCAGAGUUGCUCUGGAGCCGGAAAGUGAAGGAGUUCAGGCAGAGAGAGAGAAGGAGGCAGCGCUAUGUUUAGAGUUUCUGCUGCAGAGCGGAGCGACGGCCUCUCUGAAGGACAAACAGGGCUACAGUCCCGUCCACUACGCUGCAGCCUACGGACACAGGCACUGUCUGGAGCUGCUGUUGGACAGAGACGACAGUCACCAAGACGACCCCGAAACCCCGAACGCGAGGAGUCCGCUGCACCUCGCUGCGUACCACGGCCACGCUCAGGCUCUGGAGGUGCUGCUGCAGGGGGAGAGGGAGGUGGACCAGGGGGACGAGGCGGGGAGGACCCCCCUGGCUCUGGCCGCCCUGCGAGGCCACGCCGAGUGUGUUCACACCCUCCUCAGCCAGGGGGCGUCGCCGCGCACCACCGACACCCAGUACGGGCGCAGCCCUGUCCACCUGGCAGUGAUGAACGGUCACACGACGUGUGUGCGCCUCCUGCUGGAUGAAUCGGACAGUGCAGACCUCGUAGAUGCCGCCGACUCUCAGGGACAGACUCCUCUGAUGCUGGCGGUGGCGGGAGGUCACGUGGACGCCGUUUCGCUGCUGCUGGAGCGGGAAGCCAAUGUGAAUGUGGCGAGUAACCAGGGUCUGACUGCGCUGCACCUCGGGCUGCUGUGUGGUCAGGAGGAGUGUAUCCAGUGUCUGCUGGAGCAGGAAGCCUCCGUUUUGCUCGGCGACUCCCGAGGUCGCACCGCCAUCCACCUGGCCGCCGCCAGAGGUCACGCCUCGUGGCUGAGCGAGCUGCUGAGCAUCGCCUGCUCGGAGCCGCCGUCCCUCCCCCCGCUGAGAGACCACAGCGGGUACACGCCGCUGCACUGGGCCUGCUACUACGGUCAUGAGGGGUGUGUGGAGGUGCUGCUGGAGCAGAAAGGUUGUCGCUGUAUUGAUGGGAACCCGUUCACCCCUCUGCACUGUGCUGUAGUGAACAAUCACGAGUCGUGUGCUUCUCUGCUGCUGGAGGCGAUGGGCUCCGACAUCGCCGGCUGCAAAGACGCCAAGGACAGGACUCCUCUUCACGCUGCAGCGUUCUCGGGUCACGUCGACUGCGUCCAGCUGAUCCUGUCCCACGAUGCACCUGUCGAUGCUGUGGACCAAUCAGGUCGCAAUGCACUGAUGAUGGCGGCUGAGAAGGGCAGAGUGGGAGCCCUCGAGGUGCUGCUGAGCAGCGCCGGUGCAAACCUCAGUCUGACGGACAAAGACGGAAACACCGCCCUGCACCUAGCCUGCAGCAACGGAAAAGAGGACUGCGUGAUGUUGAUCCUGGAGAAACUUUCUGACGCGGCGCUCGUAAAUGCCACAAAUGCAGCACUGCAAACUCCUCUCCACCUGGCGGCUCGUAGCGGUCUGAAGAAAGCGGUCCAGGAGCUGCUGACCAGAGGAGCCAACGUGCAGACGGUGGAUGAGAACGGUAGGACCUCUCCCCUCCAAACACUUUGUAGCCGCUGCAUGCAGUCGUCGUUGGUCAGCAUGAAUGUUUUCCUUCGAUCUGCAUCGACUGAUGGAUGUUUUUUAUAUGCUUCUUUACAUGUGCGCCGCAAAUGAGUCUUUAAAACAAGGUUCCCACUGGUCAGUUUGUGGAAUAUCAUUGAAUUUAAACAUGUUUAUACACGUAUAUUUUUAAAAAAAAACAAUGUUUUUGGCAUUUUUACAUAUUAGCAACCAUAUCAGCACUCCCCUGAUUUAGCAUUAGGAUGCAGACUGUAUGUUUGCAGGCUUUUGCAAAUUAGUUAUUUGAUGUUUUUUUUUAUAGCAUACCACACUAUGACCUUUUUAAAAAAAUGUUUUUU
This is a messenger RNA of Plectropomus leopardus (leopard coralgrouper), 3794 nucleotides long. Lineage: Eukaryota; Metazoa; Chordata; Actinopteri; Perciformes; Serranidae. The record is from RefSeq and is a predicted model, not a curated record.